AUGGACUUCCUCAAGUCAGCAGUCGCUUCGAUCGCGAAAGGUCCAGCAUUUCCAUACAGUUUUGGCGAUCGAAUAGAUAUCGAUCAAUCAAUCUGGACGCUGCAUAACGGCACCAAACGUGAAGACAGCUCGAAAUGCAGCAUCCUCUCCUUUGACAUCAACGCCAAUCGAGCUCGACUGCCACUUGCCAAGAAUGCGCUGCGGAAGCUACGGACGUUACGACACCCAGGGGUUGUGAAGGUCCUGGACGCUGUUGAG
Molecule: messenger RNA, 258 nt
Organism: Recurvomyces mirabilis
Lineage: Eukaryota; Fungi; Ascomycota; Dothideomycetes; Mycosphaerellales; Teratosphaeriaceae
Product: Nuclear aminoacylation-dependent tRNA export pathway component
Exons: 2
Biological process (GO): tRNA export from nucleus
Cellular component (GO): cytoplasm
Source: RefSeq, a predicted model, not a curated record